Nicotiana attenuata is the source of this 1104-nucleotide messenger RNA. Its product is annotated as E3 ubiquitin-protein ligase ATL4. NCBI's taxonomy places the organism in Eukaryota, Viridiplantae, Streptophyta, Magnoliopsida, Solanales, Solanaceae. The transcript has a single exon. The record is from RefSeq and is a predicted model, not a curated record. Bases 1 to 1104 code for a protein of 367 amino acids.
AUGUCCACCUUUUUUCCUCAGCCACCGCCACUUCCGAUGCCUUUCACUACCACCGUCAACGGCGGAGCUACUCCUAACACCGCCAUUACUCAAUCUCAACAACCUGUUGAUAACAAUCUUCUCAGUGACAAUACUCCUUCACCUUCUUCAUCAUCGUCUUCCUCUUCUUCGAUCAUUAUAGUUAUCAUUGUUAUUGCAUCUGCUAUUAUCGUUUCUGCUUCUAUAUACCUCAUCCUUCGCGUGAUCUCGCGGCGGUUCCACCGCUCCUUCCGUACAUACGCCGCGGCGGAUGAUGUUGUCUCGCAUUCUGCUGCUGCUACGGCGGUUACUGAAAACCGUCGUUUUGAUGACCAACGGAGUUCGGAGGAGGAGAAAUUGGUUGAGUCGUUACCGCUUUUUACGUUUGGUUCUGUUACUGGGAAUUUAACCGGCGUGGACUGUGCUGUCUGUUUAUCGAAAUUUGAAAAGGAUGACCAGCUGCGUCUGCUUCCGCUAUGUUGUCACGCAUUCCACAGCAGUUGUAUAGACGCUUGGCUCGUAACAAACCAGACUUGUCCGCUCUGCAGGUCUACCGUGUAUCCUACGGAUGCGGAUGUGCUUAGUAAAGUGUUAGCGGCGGAAAAUUCUGACGGUCGCGGCGGAUAUGAGCUGCGACAUAGCGGUAGUUUCCGAGUUGAGAUCGGUAGUGUUAGUCGCCGUCGUGGUAAUUCUGAUUCCGCCGCAGGUGACGGUCAGAGAUCGUAUUCUAUUGGCUCGUUCGAGUACAUUGUCGAUGACGGUUACGAGCUUUCCGUAGGGUCCAUACACCGACGUGGAGUUUCUGAAUGCACCGACAAGGAAUCGAUCGGUGUUCCGGUGCCGGCACCACCUGGAGAAAGUAUAGCUUCAGAUGUUUCUGGUGGUGGACGAAGUUGGCUCCGAGAUUAUGUUGACAGAAUUGGUUCACUUUCUCUUUCGUCCCGCACAAUGUCGUUCCGGAGCUCCGGAAGGUUUUUCAACGGCAGUAGCCGGCGGAACGACAUCGUCGUGCCUAUUGAUGAUUUGGAAGCUGGCCGGGUUGGGGAGGAGAUUAGCGAGUUGUUUCGGUGGCUCUCAGGGGUAUGA